AUGUUUCCUGAAUUGUUGAAGUGUCAAACUAAAGAUGAAAAAGAGUUUGAUAGGCAAAGAGAUAAAUUCCUCCAACAGAUAUCUACCACCAGACAACAGAUUAACAAUCAUCUAGAUCAAAUUGAAAAGGAAACCAUAGACGAAUUGAAUAAACAGUUCAAAAAAAUCAAACACAAAAUGGAUGAGGCAAAACAUAAAACACAGAAAGGACUUGAGGCAGUAGCAACAUGGAUAGACGAACUGUCAUCGAUAGAAACCAUCAGUAAUGAAGUACUUUUAUUUCAGACAAUCAAAUUUAUGAAUAAUAAAACACACAUAGAAGAAACCAAUAUUAACGAGCUCAAUAAGCAACACAAAAUAGAAUUUGAUCCAUUUGAUACAAACGAUCUUCCCGUUGUACUUAAGUCUAUAGGAAAGAUUUCACUUACAGAAAAUCAAAUGCAUAUACCCGCAUUACAGCACAAUUCAAAACAAAUACAAGAACCAGUUAAGUCAAUGGAAGGCGAAAUACAACGAUCUUAUUCGUUUCUAACAUCAGUAUUAGGAUCAAAAGUUAAAAUUAGUAAGGGUUGUUUUGUGUCCGGAAAGAGGCUUCUCUUGUCACAUUACAACUCAAAACACAUCUCUGUAUGUGGAUAUGACGGGAAUGGUGUACACAUGAUAACAUUAGAACAUGAACUACGGGAUGUCGCUAUGGUCGACGAUAAUCAGGCAAUAGUUACUUUAAGUGAUAAAGGAUUCCAGAUCUUAGAUCUAACAACACUUACCUUAGGGAGAUGUAUCAAACCUGGAGGAAAAGGAUGCUGUGCUGUGUCAUGUAAUAAUGAUCAGAUAUGGACGUUUAAUGGAGGCUUAACUAUUAGUCAGAUUGAUAUCAGUGGUAAUAUACUACGUUAUAUAACAACAAAGAAUAGGGUACAUAACUUAUGUAUUGACAACAAUGGCAACAUUUACUAUACUACAGGAAAUGGGGCCGAUAAUAAUGUAUACCGUAUAACACCUGACGGACAAGAGAGUUUAUUCUUUAGUCAUUCUGAUCUCAUUUUCCCAUGGGUUAUCGACGUAGAUCACAAGGGCCAUGUUUAUGUAGGUGGAAUGGGGUCUCAAAAUAUACAUAGAAUAUCAUCUGAUGGAAAGGAUCAUCAAAUCAUACUGACAAAGGACGAUGGAAUAAAUGGUGCAUGGGAUGUAUGUUACAACAGAGAAACAAAACAACUUCUGGUUGUCAACGAUUAUAAAGAAAGUCUCGCCAUGUAUACAUUACCCUAG
Molecule: messenger RNA, 1269 nt
Organism: Mytilus trossulus (common blue mussel)
Lineage: Eukaryota; Metazoa; Mollusca; Bivalvia; Mytilida; Mytilidae
Exons: 1
Coding region: 1-1269 (422 amino acids)
Source: RefSeq, a predicted model, not a curated record